Molecule: messenger RNA, 1194 nt
Organism: Diaporthe batatas
Lineage: Eukaryota; Fungi; Ascomycota; Sordariomycetes; Diaporthales; Diaporthaceae
Exons: 4
Coding region: 175-1194 (339 amino acids)
Source: RefSeq, a predicted model, not a curated record
GCAAAUGUCUCCCGGCAUUCUAUAUCGUACAACACAUCCCGCAAUCCUGGUUGCUGCUGUUUUCGAACCACGUACUUACAUAAACGACCAGACUGGGUAAAAAAAUACAAGUGGUAUUGAGCAUCGUUUCGGCCAGCAAGCACUUGGGAGAAGUUCCGGGACAACAAUUCAGUCAUGGAGUACACCAGACUUGGCAAGAGCGGCCUUAAGGUGUCCAAGAUAAUUCUUGGAUGCAUGUCCUUUGGCUCGAGCAAAUGGGAAGGAUCGCCAUGGGUUCUGGAUGAAGAGGAGAGCUUCAAGGUCAUCAAAGCGGCCUGGGAUGGUGGCAUCAACACAUGGGAUACCGCCGACACGUACUCCAACGGCAAGUCAGAAAUAAUACUCGGAAAAGCCAUGAAGAAGUUCAAUAUCCCAAGAAGCAAAGUUGUCAUCAUGACAAAGAUAUUCAACCCUGUCAUGGACGAUGACUCUCGGCCGGCAUCUGUUAACGACGGCCCAUUGGUGAACCAGAUGGGCUUGAGCCGGAAGCACGUAUUUGAUGCCGUUGAUCGAUGCUUGGAGAGGCUUGGCACGGAUUAUAUCGACGUGCUUCAAAUUCACCGCCUCGAUCGCGAGACAGAGCCCGAAGAGAUCAUGCGGGCCCUGCACGAGGUCGUCAUAAGCGGCAAGGUCCGCUACAUCGGAGCCUCAAGCAUGUACACGUGGGAAUUCGCCCGCCUGCAGUACACGGCCAAACUCAACGGCUGGACCGAGUUCAUCAGCAUGCAGCCCUUCUACAACCUACUCUAUAGGGAAGAGGAGCGCGAGAUGCUGCCCUUCUGCCAGGCUACCGGAGUCGGCGUAAUACCGUGGAGCCCGCUUGCCCGAGGUAUGUUGGCCAAGCCGGUCAGCAAAGAUGGGAAGGAGGCGGAGAAGUCUCUAAGGAGUGCCUCAGACGCCAAGACGCAGAAGUGGUUUGCCGACGCGAACUUGGAUAUCGUUGAUGCUGUGGAGAAAGUGGCUAAGAACAAGGGCGUCAGUAUGCCGUUAGUGGCUACGGCAUGGGUGCUGCAUAAAGGCUGCUCACCUAUUGUAGGUCUCAGCAGUGAAAAGAGGGUGCAGGAGGCCAUUGAUGCGUUGAAGGUCAAGUUGACGGAUGAGGAUAUACAAUCAUUAGAGGUUAGCUAUAGGCCACGCAACAUCGAAGGGAUGUAG